GACACAUUUCCCGGACCUGCUUCACCUGACGUCUGUCAUCGCCAUUUUCAUUGCGCUGUCGAACCACAAAUCUUGAAAAAUGGGUUUCGGUGAUUAUCCAGCGGAAUAUAAUCCAAAAGUGCAUGGACCUUACGAUCCAGCACGUUAUUAUGGCAAACCCGAUACGCCAUUCAGCCAAGUGAAACUCGGAGAAGUUGGUGCCUGGUUUGGACGUCGUAACAAGUCGCCACAAGCUCUUGCUGGAGCCUGCAGUCGUGCUUUCUGGCGCUGGCAACACAAUUAUUGCUUGCCACGUCGCGCUGGCAUGGCACCCGUUUUCCAGGUCAUUGUCGGAGCCAUGGUCUUCUUCUAUACCAUCAACUACGGCAAGAUUACCGCUCACAGAAACUACAAAUACCACUAAAUCAUUCGGAUAUUCUGGCUUUUGCGGUCCUCGCUUUUUCCAUAUUUUGACGGGAUGAGGAUCGCAGCUAAAUCGUCGUUUAAAAGAAAAAUCAUAAUGAGAUGAAAUGUGAAAGAAAUUGUUAAAAACAUCAGAAAAUUAUCGAUUCGAUCAAUAGUCAAAUAAAUGUUGCAAAACCCAAA
Culicoides brevitarsis is the source of this 585-nucleotide messenger RNA. It is a transcript of the gene ATPsynF, whose product is annotated as putative ATP synthase subunit f, mitochondrial. Gene Ontology annotation, molecular function: proton-transporting ATP synthase activity, rotational mechanism. NCBI's taxonomy places the organism in Eukaryota, Metazoa, Arthropoda, Insecta, Diptera, Ceratopogonidae. The transcript is spliced from 2 exons. The coding region runs from base 80 to 403 and encodes 107 amino acids. Gene Ontology annotation, biological process: proton motive force-driven mitochondrial ATP synthesis. The record is from RefSeq and is a predicted model, not a curated record.